CCGGGCGGGGCGGAACUGUGCCGGGGCACGGGGCUCGGCUUCCGCCGGGGGAGCGGCCGAGCGGGGCUCCGGCAGCGGGUGUGGGCCUGUCACAGCCCCCGAAAGCAGAAGAAAAUAUGAGUAAGAGCAAGGACGAUGCUCCGCAUGAGCUGGAGAGCCAGUUCGUGCUGCGGCUGCCGCCGGAAUAUGCAUCCACUGUGCGGCGAGCGGUACAGUCCGGGAAUGUCAACUUGAAGGACAGGCUCACCAUUGAGCUACACGCGGAUGGGCGCCACGGGAUUGUCCGGGUAGACCGGGUACCACUGGCAGCCAAGCUGGUGGAUCUGCCCUGCAUCAUCGAGAGCUUAAAAACCAUUGACAAGAAAACCUUCUAUAAGACAGCAGAUAUUUGCCAGAUGCUUGUUUGCACUGUGGAUGGUGAUCUCUACCCGCCUUUGGAAGAACAAACUGUGAGCACUGACCCCAAGGCAAACAAGAAGAAGGACAAGGACAGAGAGAAGAAAUUCAUCUGGAACCAUGGCAUCACUCUUCCUCUGAAAAAUGUACGGAAGAGACGAUUCCGGAAGACAGCUAAGAAGAAGUAUAUUGAGUCUCCUGAUGUGGAAAAAGAGGUGAAGCGUCUCCUGAGCACCGAUGCUGAAGCUGUCAGUGUCCGCUGGGAAGUCAUUGCUGAAGAUGAAACAAAAGAAGUAGACAACCAUGGUUCACUCACCAGCCUGGACAUCUCCUCUCCAGGGAUGUCGGGACAUAAGCAAGGCCAUGGCUCCUCAGAACAUGAUGAACUGCGGGAGAUAUUUAAUGACAUCAGCAGCAGCAGUGAAGAUGAAGAUGAGAGGGAUCAUCAUGACGAUGAAGACCUGAACAUCAUGGACACCGAGGAGGAUUUGGAGAGGCAGUUGCAGGACAAGCUGAAUGAGUCUGAUGGGCAGCAACAGGAGAACGAGGGGUCCAACCAGAUAGUUAUGGGGAUCCAGAAGCAGAUUGACAACCUGAAAAGUAAACUCCAGGAGACCCAGGACAGGAGGAAGCGCCAGGAAGAUCUCAUCAUGAAAGUGGAGAACCUAGCCCUCAAGACCCGUCUCCAGGCCGUGCUGGAUGAGUUCAAACAGCAGGAAGAGCGAGAGAAGCAGCAGAUGACGUCCCUGCAGGAGCAGCUGGAGGCCCUCAUGGAGAAGUGAGGAGCGGGCCUGGGUCUUUGUAUCUGCGAGAAGAGCUGAAAGUGUUUUUUCAUCUGCCAUGCUGAAGUUUUUGCUCCAGAUACACAAUGCUGCUGCCAGCCAGGGCUGGAGGCUCCAUGUUCAGGGCUGCUCUCACAGACAUUGUGCUUGGCUUGGCUGGUGGAGCUGAAGGAUUGGACUAUGUCUGUGCAAGCAGCCAGAACACUGUAAAUAUUCAGCACUGUUCUCUGGGAGGGGUUUAAUUCUCCCUGGGACCAUGCAGUGCAGCUUUCUACAUGUUACUGAGUCUUGGACUUGAUGGGCUGUGGCCUGGUAGAAGCUUGUUCCUUGCUUGAGGAACGCUUGUGUCUGCAAACCAGACUCAAUAAAGUAUCGUUUCCAACCCUGA
Columba livia (rock pigeon) is the source of this 1566-nucleotide messenger RNA. RefSeq names its product TATA-box binding protein associated factor 7 like (gene TAF7L). The record is from RefSeq and is a predicted model, not a curated record. Gene Ontology annotation, biological process: transcription initiation at RNA polymerase II promoter; RNA polymerase II preinitiation complex assembly; regulation of transcription by RNA polymerase II. Bases 117 to 1178 code for a protein of 353 amino acids. NCBI's taxonomy places the organism in Eukaryota, Metazoa, Chordata, Aves, Columbiformes, Columbidae. Gene Ontology annotation, cellular component: transcription factor TFIID complex. The transcript is spliced from 12 exons. Gene Ontology annotation, molecular function: RNA polymerase II general transcription initiation factor activity.